This is a messenger RNA of Ascochyta rabiei, 2589 nucleotides long. RefSeq lists its product as uncharacterized. The coding region runs from base 1 to 2589 and encodes 862 amino acids. Lineage: Eukaryota; Fungi; Ascomycota; Dothideomycetes; Pleosporales; Didymellaceae. Gene Ontology annotation, molecular function: serine-type peptidase activity. Gene Ontology annotation, biological process: proteolysis. The transcript is spliced from 3 exons. The record is from RefSeq and is a predicted model, not a curated record.
AUGCUUCUCCAGAGCUUGUUGGUGCUUGGCUGUGCAGCCUUCGGCCUCGCCCGUUCGGUACCACAUAAGAUCGCCCGACAGGAACCGUCUCCUACCGCAAACGCACCUGCACAGUCAACAAUCUGUGGAGACAUCAUUGAAGCUGUGAACGAAGGUUAUCAGCUUUUUGCGGCCAGCGAUGCGUACGAAUGCCUUACAAGUGUUCCAUUCAAUAGCGCGGUUGCGUCACGAUUUAUCAAAUACUGGAACGAGACGCUUCAAUUUCAGAGCACUCUAGCUUAUCUUAAAAGUCCCCCUGAAGGCUAUCAGCAACCAGCGAUCGACUUCGUAGCAGAGCUUGGAAGGAUACAACAACGGGUUGAAGCAGGCGAAUAUUACAACCAGUACAACUUCGAAGCAGAUGUUCAACUCCUUGUCCUCGCCCUAAAAGACGGUCACGUCACGUUGACUGCUGGCGUACUGGCUGCAUUUUCAUUUGCGAGCCCUUACGAGGUUGUGUCUGCCUCAAUUGACGGGAAGCAGGCACCAAAGAUCUAUAUCACAGAUGAUCUUCUCCCAGAGUAUGCAUCAGAAGGCUGGAAGCCAUCAGCGAUCGCCACAAUCAAUGGUACUGAAGUCAAUGAGUUUCUUACAGCCUACGCUGCACUCAACUCAUGGGGGUAUGUUGAACCACAUGCUGAAUGGAACGACCUAAUGUCACAUCCCACACUUGAUAUUCAAGGUGGACUCACCACGUUCUCUGGCUCAGGCACUUUCUACCCUGGCGACAAACUCAUCUUCACGUUCGAGAACGGCACAUCUUUGGACACCAUUUGGUUGGCGGUUUACAAUGAGCCUGCCAACGCCACGGGACCUCUGACGACGGGUGGCGACUUCUACAACUACUUCGUCCUCGGCCUGCUACCGGCUUCGUAUGAGCCAACAGCAUCCGAAAGCUCUGAAUCAUCUGAUACCCCGCAAGCUGCCCCAGGGAACUGGUCAGAAGCGAGUUACGGCGCCUUUCCCGAAGAUCCCAAUAUCGCACAAGACGAUCUUGGUGUCUAUCACAGCGGUCUCGUCACCGGUUAUUUCUACAACGACAUCUCCACCGGUGUAUUGAGCCUGCCGAGCUUCGAUGCAAUUCCUGAAUCAAUAGGAAACUGGGCAGACGCUGUGACAUACUUCAUCGGAAACGCUUCUGACGCAGGUGUUACCAGGGUUGUGAUUGAUCUUCAACGCAAUUCUGGGGGUACUCCGUUCCUUGCUUAUACGAGUUUCAAGGCAUUCUUUCCAGAUCUGACGCCAUUUGCUGGGAGCAGAAGACGCAGUUUCGAAUUGGCCAACGUGUUGGGCUCAGCAACAACUGAGUGGUGGAAUUCCUUGAAUGAAGCCAACGAAACGGAACGUUACACCAAAUACGAUGCUGCGGCCAACGAAUGGGUCAUCACUGAUCGACUCGAUGCUGCUACUGGAAACAAUUUCAGUAGCUGGCAAGAAUACCAAGGUCCUGUUGGUGACAACGGCGAUACCUUCUCGCUUCUUGAACGAUAUGAUCUAGCAAACCCAACUUUCGAUACAGCAGCUUUCGAUCAAUGGUAUCCCGUUAUGUACCUACCUGACAAAUCUGACUGGGCGUUCACGGAGCGCAAGUUUAACCCGGAUCAGAUUGUUCUGCUCACUGAUGGCCUUUGCGCAUCCGCAUGUUCUCUGUUCAUCGAAAUGAUGACUCAGGCCGGAGUCAAAACCAUUGUGGCUGGAGGUCGACCCGCGACUGGACCGAUGCAGGCUGCGAGCGGCAAUCGCGGUGCCAGGUCCUACGACACUUACACACUAGACAACGAUAUGUUGACCGCCCGACAACUCGACGAGCAAGUCAGCACGAAUGUGAAUGCGACGGUGCCUGAAGUGAGGGAUUCUUCCAUUUUCAUCAAAUACGCUCAGUUCAACCUCCGCGACCAGGUCCGGAAGGGUGACACGACUCCGUUGCAGUUCAAGUACGAGGCUGCGGACUGCCGCAUCUACUACACCCUAGCGAACAUCUACAACAUGACGCGUCUAUGGCACGAUGUCUCUGCCGCAGCCUUUGUGGACUCUUCCCUCUGCGUGGAGGGAUCAACUGGCUUUUCAAAGACCAACAACACCAAUCCGACUGCACCGCCGAAGGUUGGUGCACAGGCUCCUAUACUCAGCCCGAAUACCUCUCUGGCUAAGCAAGCGAAGUGGGAUGAGGAUCCAGACGACGGACUUCACAGUGAUGUCGGAAGAGUUGGCACACGUGGCGCCACCCCAUUCCCACGCUGUAUCAAGACCACCGGUGGCCUUGGUUGCCAGGACGCAGGGUCGAUCUGCAGGAAUAUAGAGGUCUAUUGUUCUCGUGAGGGAAAGACUAUACGUGUCGACAGAUGUCUUCCGGAAUGCACGAACAGAAAAGGAAGCGCCACCUGUUUCGGAUCAUGUCUACUCGACUUUCCUAGCGGAGAAACGAAAUCCAUUUAUAAUAACGAAGCAGGAACUCAGUAUCAGGAGAAACUAUCUUCUGGUUACUGCCGUCCCACUACAGGCACUCGGGCGCUUGGGUGUGCGUACGACCCGGUUGCUCCUAGGUUAUAG